This is a messenger RNA of Nycticebus coucang (slow loris), 573 nucleotides long. Its product is annotated as sperm acrosome-associated protein 5. Gene Ontology annotation, biological process: fusion of sperm to egg plasma membrane involved in single fertilization. Gene Ontology annotation, molecular function: lysozyme activity. The transcript is spliced from 4 exons. The coding region runs from base 1 to 480 and encodes 159 amino acids. NCBI's taxonomy places the organism in Eukaryota, Metazoa, Chordata, Mammalia, Primates, Lorisidae. The record is from RefSeq and is a predicted model, not a curated record. Gene Ontology annotation, cellular component: sperm flagellum; acrosomal vesicle.
AUGCAGGCCUGGGCCACUGUGGUAGUGACCUUGGCCACACUGGUGGUUGCCACUGUGGAUGCCAAGAUCUAUGAACGCUGCGAGCUGGCAACAAAGCUGGAGAAGGCAGGCCUUAAUGGCUACAAGGGCUACACCAUUGGAGACUGGCUAUGCAUGGCUCACUAUGAGAGUGGCUUUGACACCUCCUUCGUGGACCACAAUCCUGAUGGCAGCAGUGAAUAUGGCAUUUUCCAGCUGAACUCUGCCUGGUGGUGUGACAAUGGUAUCACACCCACCCAGAACCUUUGUCACAUGGAUUGUCGUGACCUCCUCAAUCGCCAUAUUCUGGAUGAUAUCAUGUGUGCCAAGCGGGUUGUUUCCUCACAGAACAGUAUGACUGCCUGGGAUUCUUGGAGCCGGCACUGUUCUGGCCAUGAUUUAUCUGAAUGGCUCAAGGGGUGUAAUCUGCAUGUGAAAACUGAAUGGAAAAUUCAUUCAUGACUCAGAUUCACAAAGAUAAAGAUUCUGUUUUCCUUUCUUUUCUUUCUUUUGUGGAUUUAAUAAAGGAUUGUGUCUAUAAAUGACGUAACAGAU